AGCAACGGGAGGAAAGACCAUGGAGGGAGGAAGCUGGAUAUAUUAGCUAGUUUGCUGCUUGAGGGAACUUUUCCCCCCUUCUUUCGUUUUUACCUGCGUCUGUCAAAGUGCCUCGAUGUGGCGGUAUCCGGUGUGUAAUUUACGUGCCGGGAAAACGUCGUAAAUAUCGUGAACGUUCAAACGACAGUCUAACCGCGGACGGUUAGCGCAACCCGACGAAAGUUAGCCUGCUCCGGCUAACUUAGCCCGUCUCAGCUAGCAAGAAAGGACAAAAAAAAGCGAGUGGAAAAGGAGUUAAGGUUAAAAGUGGCGCUGCGGCGUAAAGUAACUAGUAAUGUUGCCUCUCGGGAUUAACUUCAGAUACGGAUGAGAACGACAUUGGCGACUGGGGAACACCGAGAACAACUGCGAGCCAGACGACCACUGCUAUGUUGGGGUUGAUUCACGGCUCUGGCAGCCCGCCUGAGUCCCGAGGUUGGCCACACUCGGUGCUGUGGAGGCUCGGGGGCUUCUUCUUCCUCCUGCUGCUGGAAGGGGCCGGCUGCCUCGCCAACCCGAGCAGCACUUCAGGCGUCGGCGGCAGCAACAACAACCCGAGUGUCAACAUAUACAUGAGUGUGGAGGAGGUGAAGAAGCUUUUGGGCCUCGAUGCAGAGCUCUACUAUGUGCGAGACAAUGUGGUGAAUCAUUAUGCUCUCUCCUUCACCCUGCCUGUGCCCAGUGAGACCAACAGCCUUCACUUCACAUGGCACUCCAAGACAAAGGUUGACUACCGGCUUGGCUUCCACAUGGAGAACCCUGUUGCCAUGAACCAACCACGGAGCAACAUCUCCAGUCAGGGGGAGGUGCCCCGUGUUCCCUCUGUGUUUAGAGUGGACCUCUUCUGUUCCGGCAAGGUAGAUGGAGAGGCUGUUUUAACAGUGCAGCUCAAUCUGACCAUACAUGCCAACAACUACACAGUGCUCAACUUCAAGAGGAGGAAAAUGUGCUAUAAAAGAAUAGAUUCUGACCCGAAUAUUCACAUUCCUCUCAGCAAUAACACUCCACCACGGCCUGACUUAGACGGUGUGACCACCCCCACCACCUCCACCCAGGUUUUCUACAUCAGUGUGAGUGUGUGCUGCAUUGUCAUCUUCCUCGUGGCCAUCAUCCUGGCCAUCUUGCACCUGCACAGCAUGAAGAGGGUGGAGAUGGAGGACAGUGUGAGCGACAGUGGAAGCUCGCAGGGCCUGUCUCAGCCGUCCACCCAGACCACACAGUACCUGAGGGCUGACACGCCAAACAACGCCGCCCCUGUCACCAACAAUCACCCUGGUUCUGCACCCAUACUCCAGCUUGCUGCCUCCUCCUUCCAAAACCCUGGUGCCCCCCCUCAUGAAACCAAAACUUACCCAUCUCUCCGCAUAGAGAAGAAUGACCUGAGGAGUGUGACUCUAAUAGAGGCCAAAGCUAAAGUGAAAGACAUUGCCAUCUCAAGGGAGAGAGUCACGCUGCGAGACGUCUUGCACGAAGGCACGUUUGGCCGCAUCUUCCACGGCGUGCUGCUGGAUGAAAAGGACCCCAGUAAGGAAAAGCAGGUCUUUGUGAAGACAGUGAAAGAUCAUGCGUCUGAGGUGCAGGUGACCAUGAUGCUGACAGAAAGUUGCAAGCUUCGUGGACUUCAUCACAGAAAUCUGUUGCCCAUAAGUCAUGUGUGUACGGAAGAUGGAGAGAAGCCCAUGGUGCUGUUGCCUUUCAUGGCUUGGGGGAAUCUGAAGCUCUUCCUGCGGCAGUGCAAGCUAGCUGAGGCUAACAACCCACAGGCGAUCUCUCAACAAGACCUGGUUUACAUGGCCAUUCAGAUUGCAUGUGGGAUGAGCUACCUGUCUCGCAGGGAGGUCAUUCACAAAGACCUCGCCGCCAGGAACUGCGUCAUUGACGACAAUAUGCAAGUGAAGAUCACGGACAACGCCCUUGCCCGAGACCUAUUUCCCAUGGAUUACCACUGUCUGGGGGAUAACGAGAACCGGCCCGUCCGCUGGAUGGCCCUGGAGAGUUUGCUCAACAACGACUUCUCUAGUGCGAGUGACGUGUGGGCCUUCGGAGUGACGCUGUGGGAACUGAUGACUCUGGGUCAGACCCCCUACGUCGACAUCGACCCUUUUGAGAUGUCGGCCUACCUGAAGGAUGGCUACAGAAUAGCACAACCAAUCAACUGUCCAGAUGAGCUGUUUGCAGUGAUGGCUUGUUGCUGGGCCCUGGACCCGGAGGAGAGGCCCAAGUUCCAGCAGCUCGUUCAGUGUCUCACAGAGUUCCACGCAGCGUUGGGCGCUUACGUCUGAAAACAAGCUCUUUUCUCCCCCCCCCCCCUCAAGAACAGCGACAUUAAAGCUGGCGGACGCUAUUCAUAAGGAAUACAUGUGUGAGAAUGUGCCUUAUCAGAUGAAAGAGCAGACCUGGUGGUUUUAUUUUGUACAGUUCUUUUGGAGUUUUUAUAUAGCUGAAUUACCUUUUUACAGCAUAGCAAAGUAAAAGGAUUCUUUGUCGAAUAUUGUUUCAUUUGCUUUGAAAGCGUCUUAGCGGUGGCAGUCGCGGCCCUCUUCCCUCGCCAAGAGGACGGAAGCGCCGGAAAGAUGUCCUCAUCCGAGCAGCACAUCAGCAUUUACAGAGUCACGUGCCAUCGCACACAUUUUUAAGGAGAAAUCGAAGCCUCUGACGACCUGAUCUUAAAGACAGUAUUUUCUGCAGUUUUCUAACUUAGUGUAAAUUGUAGGCGUGUUGUGGAUGAGAGUAAAUCUACAGCAGAAUGAUUUAGGUACCAAACUUCAUUUGUAAACAGACUCCAACAUGCUGCAUCGCUCUGCAGCUCCAGCCUGGUACGAGAGGCCUCCCGGAAACCAGACUCUGGGUCUGCCGAGACGGUUCCUUGCGAACGGUACACGGUUUCCUCUGGACGACACUAAAAACUGUUCCACGGACGAGUUCUGUGCUCUUCACGGAUCAGACGUGCGAACCAGCGCAGCAAAGCUACUUUUAUGAACGUUUAAACACCCUCCGGAGUGAAUUCUGGACACUGUUAUUGUUCGAGUGCCACCUCCUCCUUCCUCUUUUGUACAUUUUAUUUCCACUAUCACAGCCUCCGGACAGAAUUAUCUUUUUGUUACUAUUUUAUAAGCUUGAUUGUUCUGCGUCAGAACACAGCCCUUCACAGGAGUUUUGGACAGAUUUUUUUUGUGAGUAACUAGAACACUAAUAAUCACUGUGAACACACACAACUGCCAGCCGGUUCGGUCUGCUCUCCCUCUCACACAUUUAACAUCUCUGUGAUGUGUCUUUAUGGUCACUGCAUGUCGAAUUAAGGUUGUAAACUGCUUCCCGAAUUCAUAUCCACAAAUUAAAUCUUUUAAAUAUAGAGCGUGUUCUUGGCUUAUUUUUUGCAGUGU
This is a messenger RNA of Chelmon rostratus (copperband butterflyfish), 3422 nucleotides long. RefSeq names its product receptor like tyrosine kinase (gene ryk). Gene Ontology annotation, biological process: multicellular organism development; positive regulation of kinase activity; protein phosphorylation. Gene Ontology annotation, cellular component: signaling receptor complex. Gene Ontology annotation, molecular function: protein kinase activity; ATP binding. The record is from RefSeq and is a predicted model, not a curated record. The transcript is spliced from 16 exons. Bases 429 to 2321 code for a protein of 630 amino acids. NCBI's taxonomy places the organism in Eukaryota, Metazoa, Chordata, Actinopteri, Chaetodontiformes, Chaetodontidae.